This is a messenger RNA of Calliphora vicina (urban bluebottle blowfly), 724 nucleotides long. RefSeq lists its product as uncharacterized. NCBI's taxonomy places the organism in Eukaryota, Metazoa, Arthropoda, Insecta, Diptera, Calliphoridae. Bases 109 to 645 code for a protein of 178 amino acids. The record is from RefSeq and is a predicted model, not a curated record. The transcript is spliced from 2 exons.
UUCUGAGAAGUUUUUGUCAACAAAAUCCAUUCGUUUUCUGAACAAAUCAAUUGUUCGAAAAUAUAUUUUUAAAAAUUCAAUAUAUUUUGAAGCAUUUCAACAAAAAUCAUGUCCAAAAAUCUACAAACUGAUGCAAAUGACACCAAACUUUGUGCUUGUGAUGAUCAAGUUUCUAUAAAUGGUGAACUACAACAAACAACAAUGACUGGCGCCGCCACGACUGUGUAUGAUAAACAACAUUCGCUAGUAGAAAAAGCAAACAUUACUUUUCUAGAACUAUGCAAAACAUUGGAAAAUGAACAAACUAAACUAUUGGAAUUGGAAGAAAAGCGCAAAAAAUUACAGGAAGAAAUGUUACUUUUAAAGGCAGAAAUUGAAGAAGAAAAACAAUCAUUUAAUUUCAAUAUAGUAGAGUCAGUAGCUGAAAACCUUAGUGCAUUGAAUAAAGCUGCAGGUAACGAUGAAAAAGAUUGUGAUCUAAAGCCAGCUGUUAAUGAAAAUCUAAAUAUUAACAACUUAUAUACUUGCUAUGAAGAUGAGGAGCAUGUGGCUGUUACUGCACGUAAUGUUGUUCCAAAAAAUAGUCGAGAAUUUGAAAACGAAGAACCAACCAUACAAGAACAUGUCCAAAAUAUAAGAAAUUAAUUUUUAACCGAAUAAUGACAAUAGGAUUGAAUAAUUUACAAACAUGUUAUAUUUUGGUAUUCAAAUAUUUUAUUUUCUU